AGGUGACCAUCAGUUUUUAAUACAGAAAAAUUGAAAUAACAGAAUGACUUGAUCAUUGAAGAAGUAGAUAUCUGUACACCAAAUAGCAGAGAAAUUUCAGAACAACGCCAUGUUAUUCAUUGCUCUGAUUUCCUCUCUCCUAUUACAUCUAAUGACAGUCACUAUGACUCUCACGCCACAGUACGAUUACAAUGCCACAGACAAUCUUUUGCUGAAUUGUGGCAGAGUAUUGGAAGGCACAAAAUUAGCAGCCCCCAUUGAAGAUAUCAAUGGCCGUCAAUGGUAUACAGAUGCCCACUACCCAAAUUUCCUACCUUACAACUUUUCAGGAAUAUCCACAACAACCACAGCUUCUGAACAAGACCUUUCAGUCAAUAGAGUUCCUUAUAUGACAGGCACCCGUAUUAUGCUAUCUCAAUUCACCUACACUUUUCGUGUUUCCCCUGGAGCCAAAUUCCUCCGUCUCUAUUUUUACCCCGCCGAUUACUCUGGCUACGACAAAUCAGAAUCUUUUUUUUCAGUCACUGCUAAUCAUUUUACCCUCUUGAGUAACUUCAGCGCUUUCUACACAGUCUCUGCAAGUACCAAUUCUAGUAAAGCUGUACGAAAAGAAUUUGUCAUUAAUGUUAAUGAAACUCAGAUACUCUAUAUAACCUUUUCUCCCUCGCCAAACUCUUAUGCUUUUGUUAAUGGGAUUGAGAUAGUUUCCAUGCCCACCAAUCUUUACCUCGGUGGAGAUAAUCACAUCAAAUUGGUUGUUUCAGUCACUGCUAAUCAGUUUACCCUCUUGAGUAACUUCAGCGCUUUCUACACAGUCUCUGCAAGUAACAAUUCUAGUAAAGCUGUUCGAAAAGAAUUUGUCAUUAAUGUUAAUGAAACUCAGAUACUCUAUGUAACCUUUUCUCCCUCGCCAAACUCUUAUGCUUUUGUUAAUGGGAUUGAGAUAGUUUCCAUGCCCACCAAUCUUUACCUCGGUGGAGAUAAUCACAUCAAAUUGGUUGGCCAGACUGAUCCUUAUUCCAUCAAUAACAACACUGCUCUUGAAACUUUGUACAGGCUGAACGUGGGAGGACAUUCAGUUGCUAGCACGGAGGAUACAGGGAUGUAUCGUGUAUGGGAUUCAGAUGAGGAAUUUGUUGUUGUAUAUGGCUUCCAAACUCCUAAAUUUGAUGUCAACAUCACUUACACUACUGAAACUCCGCCUUAUGUUGCGCCCAGGAUAGUUUACUUAACCUCUAGGACCAUGGCCAAUAACAGCCAGAGCCUGGAUUGGAUAUUCCCUCUAGAUUCUGGUUUCUAUUAUCUUUUCAGGCUCCAUUUUUGUCAGAAUCAGCCGGAAGUUAAUGAAACAAACCACAGGAUUUUCUACAUAUACAUUGGAAAACAAACGGCAGAAAAACAAGUUGGACUAAGUGGUGGCGGGGGAUUCACAACGUACAGAGACUACGUGGUGUUUGUGAGAGACCCAGAUGUCCGGCUAAGCAAGGACAAAGUGUGGCUUGAAUUGGGACCUAACAUGAAAACUAGAGCUGUGUAUGAUAUUGCUAUGUUAAAUGGCUUGGAAAUUUUCAAAUUGAGCGAUCCAAAUGGAAAUCUGGCCGUUCCAUAUCCUGAAGAAGGUUCGAUCAAAUCACCACCACUCCCAAACAACAACAACAAGAAAAGAAUAUCAUGGCAUAUCAUUGUUGCUAUCAUCGCAGGUGUGACUAGUGGUAUUGUUGUUUUCUCAAUCCUGGGUUUCUUAAUUUCCCGACGAACUGGGGGGAAAGAUCAUAGUACAAGUAUUCCCAAGUCAUCAUCACUACCAUCCGAUCUGUGCCGACACUUUUCAAUAGCAGAGAUAAAAAAUGCAACAGACAAUUUUGAUGAAAAAUUUGUGAUUGGAUAUGGAGGAUUUGGUAAUGUUUAUAAAGGGUACCUCGACAAUGGUACAAUCACAGUUGCAGUCAAGAGAUCAAAUCCUUCAUCAAAGCAAGGGAUUCGCGAGUUCCAAACAGAGAUUGAGAUGUUAUCAUCAAAGCUAAGACAUCGACAGCUAGUGUCCUUAAUUGGUUAUUGUGAUGAUAAGAAUGAGAUGAUCUUGGUUUAUGAUUACAUGGCUAAUGGAACCCUCCGUGAUCACUUGUACAACACUGACAAUGCUCCUCUUCCAUGGAAGAAACGCCUUGACAUUUGCAUUGGUGCAGCUAAAGGAUUAUAUUACCUCCAUUCAGGUACCAAACAUACGAUCAUUCACCGUGAUGUCAAGUCAACUAACAUCCUAUUGGAUGAUAAAUGGGUUGCCAAGGUGUCUGAUUUUGGGUUGUCCAAAGUAGGUUCAGUAGAUGGGACAGAUACUACCCAUGUUAGCACUGCAGUGAAAGGAAGUUUUGGGUACGUAGAUCCUGAAUACUACAAGCGCCAACGAUUGACAGUAAAAUCAGAUGUUUAUUCAUUUGGGGCGGUUCUGUUUGAAGUGUUAUGUGGUAGGCCAGCAAUAAAUCCAAACUUGCCAACUGGGCAAGUGAAUUUGGCUGAGUGGGCUUGUAGGAGUUGUGAAAAAAGAAAUGUUGAAGAAAUAAUUGAUCCUAACUUGAAAGGACAAAUAGCCCCAGAAUGCUUAAGCAAGUUUGCAGAAUUGGCAUAUCAUUGUUUGAGGGAACAAGGCGUCGAAAGGCCAUCAAUGGGUGAUGUUGUGAGAAGUUUAGAAUUUGCAUUACAGCUCCAAGAGGGUGCAGAUAAUGAGGUGGAUGGAUACGUAAACCCUUCUUUUCCAUUGAUUAUUAAUGGUGAUGCUAAUGUAAGGACGAAUGAAGAUGAGAUAAGUGAAGUUGAAAGAAAACUGACAAGCAAUGGUAUAUCCAUGUCGGUCAGUAGGAGUGCCAAAUUGAACAACGUUGCCAUUUUCUCUGAGAUUGUAAAUCCAUUGGGUCGAUGAAAUAUUGAAAUGUUUUAGA
Molecule: messenger RNA, 2936 nt
Organism: Solanum stenotomum
Lineage: Eukaryota; Viridiplantae; Streptophyta; Magnoliopsida; Solanales; Solanaceae
Product: receptor-like protein kinase FERONIA
Exons: 3
Coding region: 110-2917 (935 amino acids)
Biological process (GO): protein phosphorylation
Molecular function (GO): ATP binding; protein kinase activity
Source: RefSeq, a predicted model, not a curated record